UCUGGAAUUGUCAAUAUGGCCGACCAGAUGUGUAGCAGUAGGGUGUCACGGUGGUGUUAGUGUCGCUUUAUUUAUGUCAAAUUAUCGUAAGUCCUGUCCGAAUCUCGCGUGUUUUCAUGGGAUCAGUGAGAUAUUGUGCAGAAGUAGAAAUACGGUGUGCAUGAGGGCCUAGCACACGCUCUCCAGUGCAGCAACCAUGAACGAAGUCAGCAUAUCAUCUGCUCGGGCGUCGGUAAUGGUCUAUGAUGACGUGAAUAAAAAAUGGGUACCAAGUGGCAGCUCAUCGGGUUUAUCAAAGGUGCAACUCUAUCAUCAUCAAGUAAAUAAUACUUUUCGUGUUGUUGGUCGUAAGCUUCAGGAUCAUGAAAUCGUCAUCAACUGUGCAAUUCUUCGAGGUCUCAAAUAUAAUCAAGCUACUGGAACGUUUCAUCAGUGGCGAGAUAACAAACAAGUCUAUGGACUUAAUUUCUCCAGCAAAGACGAUGCCGACGCUUUUGCUAAAGCAAUGCUGCAAGCUCUUGAUGUGCUGAGUAACGGAAGCAACAUAUCAAGGAGUCUAGGCCCGACUGUCGCUUCGACGACACAACAGCAACCUGUCUAUCAACAACAGCAACACCAACAACAACCCACCGCACAAUUCGAUGAGGACAUGGGAUAUAGGACCAUGACAAGAGAAGACGUAGCUAUAAUACAAGAGCGCAGAAUGUCACAACAAAAUCAAGUAGGAACAAAUGGACCUAACGCAAUAUCACCAAGUUGUCCACCAAUGGGUCAACAGCAACAGUCGGGACAUCACAGGACAUCAUCAGCACCGCCAGCGCCAGCUCCUCCGCCACAGCCUCAACAGAUGCAGCCAGUAAUGGGUACAGCGGUUCAGCAAAUGCCACCGGUGCCUCCGCCGCAGCCACCAGCAGCUCCUCCAGCUCCGCCCUGUCCACCUGCCGGCACGAUGAUGGCCUACAGCAACAGUAACAGCAACGUUCAGAUGUCGGCGGGAACACCCCCAACAAUGAACCAGUACGCACAAUCGCCAUCCCAAACGAGUCACCCCAAUCAAUCGCAGUCCCAAAUAGUCUAUGCUACCAAUCAGGGGAACCAGUACGGCGUGACAGCCGCGCAGACCAAUCAAUAUGGCAAUCAAAAUCAAAUGGGCCAGUACUCGGGUAGUCAGAGUAGCUUGUACGGUAGUAAUACUGCUCAGAUUUACGGUAGUCAACCUAGUCAAGGUAGCCAGUACGCGAGCAGUCAAUGCUCACAGUACGGCGGUAGCCAAUAUGGCAGUAAUAAUUCGAUUAAUCAAUAUGCUACCGUGCCCAAUCAAUAUACAACAGUUCAGUCUGGAAGCAGCUCGAACCCGUACGGCACCCCGUCGAACAUUGUCAACCAGUAUUCUGGUAGUCAUGUUAACGCUUAUGCUCCCGUUGGUAGUAGCGCUGGACCACCGCCGCCGCCAAUGGGUCCUGUUGCCGUUGCUGCUGUCACAGCUGCUGCACCACCACCGCCUCCACCGCCGCCAGUUCCCGAUCAGUCGAGCAAUGCUGUCGACUCCAAUUCCGCGGCUGAAGUCAAUUCACUUGCAGCUGCACUUCAAGCAGCAAGACUCAAAAAGAAACAGCAAUCUCAACCAGUGGAAAAUAGUGGAUCGAGUACCAGUAGCAGCGGAAGUGGAGGUGGAAACUAUGGUACUUUAGGAAGAGGAAGCGGAGGAAGUGGCGGUGGCGUUGGAAUGGCUUCUAUGAUGGACGAAAUGGCCAAAACUUUAGCGCGAAGGCGCGCUGCCGUUGAGAAAAAACAACCGGAACCAACUCCGGAACCUGAAAGUUCUCCUGAUAAAAAAUCGUGGGACAAAAAUAAUUCAAAUAACAAAUUUUCGAACGGAGCCGAAUCACCAAAGGCAACACGCAAAAGGUUCGGUUCAGCUUCAGAAGAUACGCUUCUUAAAGUAAAUGGAGUUAACGAUGGCUCCACGUUUAUGUCCCAGGAAAUGGAGGCUUUCAAAGUCGAACUCAUCAAGGAAGUCCGAAAGGAGUUUCAAAAGAUAAAACAGGAGAUUAAGCAAGAAAUUGUUGAAGCCGUGAGGACUGAGUUGAGUAGAAGGUAAAGAAAACUGGACCAUCAAGGAGAGAAAAAAAUGUAGAAGAUGAAAAAAAAAUGAAUGAAGAAAACGGCUGAAGUUGUAUUAGGAAGCUCAAUCGAAGCAUUUUCAUCGACAAGCACAUGCAGGUUUUUACAGUACAGUUAUACCCAUGUAUAUCAACCUCUUGUGUGUAAGUACGCUAAUCUAGCUUAAUAUUUUAAGUGGACACGUUUCUUUGUUACCUAUUAUUAUACGAUCGGUAACAGAAACUCGAUGUUGGAUCAACUGAGUUUUAUAUUUAAUGACUAUAUUAUUAUAACGCUGUAAACGCGCACUGACUUCUUUGUCUUUAACUUUCUAAUCAAGUUAAAACGCACAAAUUUGACAAUCUUGGUAAAUUUUUCAAGAGAAACUGUUUUUUCUAAAAAAGAAGGAAUUUACCAAUUAACUCGAAUAAUUGGUGCCUGUGAGUAAAUUUCUCGUGGAAGAAAGAAAUCUUUUUUUUUUAACAAUAAUUAUUAUCGACGAGUACUUUUGUACUUCACUGCCAACAAUCAAGAUGAAAAUAAUGCUUGAAAAGAUUUUUUUUUACUUUUGUGAUAUACUCAAUUGGUUCAACAUGUAGAGCCACAUAUAAUGUACAUUUAUCAUUGCGAUACGUCAGCACAGGUUUUUAAAGCCACUUUUGUACUUUAGUGUCACUGUAGAGAAUGAGUUCGACGUGAGAACACAUUGUACAGAAUAUUAUUUUUGCCAAUGUCGUGGCACUUUGCGGAUUUUAACAAUUUUUAAUUCUUUUUUUCUCUAUGUUUUUGUUGACAAGAAAUGAAUGAAUAAAUUUACCUUGUAGAUUUAUUCAAAAUGUGAUAUUUUGCAUUUUUGCGCUUUAAAGACAAGCAUAUCACAAACAUUCCGAUAAGAUGAUUUUUAAAAUAAUAAAUUUUGAAAUAUUUCGCGGAGAGUCAAUGGGGGAAAAAAAAAAAAAAAAUUGUGUGUGAUUUUAAAGAAUUUAAUCCGCAUUUUGACUGUGCAAUUGCCACGACUUUGGAAAUGCAGACCACAUUUCACUCAUCAAUUUAUAUACACCGGAGAAAAAAAAAGUUAAAUCAAUAACAUUUUUUCGUAUAUAAUUCAAAAACAAAAAAAAAAUGAUAACUUCUUUUUUAUAUGUUAAUAUAGAGUAAAAAUAAUAAAUUGAUGAUAACGUUUUGAAAAAAAAAAAAAAAAGAUUAAAUGAAAUAAUGAAUAUGUCGUCCAUAAAAUAUUAUAAGAAAUAAUGUCUUUUAAAAGUGAUUUAAUCAAGUUUUAAGGACAAUUUCUACUGAUUCAUGUCUGAUUAAGAUGAUUAUUAUUAAGACUCGAGCAUAUGAACAAUAAUUGAUCUAGAUGAUUUAUGAAAAUCGGAUCAAUGAAUUUUUAACUAAAAUAUAUUAGAAUCCGCGUCAUUGAAGAGAAUUUUAUUCUGGUCUGCAUAAAAUGAAAAGGCUGUGUUCUUUUUUUUUUUAAUUGAAUAUUAUUUUUUUUUCACUUAUUGAAUGAUAUAAUAUCCAAAAAAAAAGAAAGGACAAAGCCUUUAAGAAAAUGGUCGGUUGUCACUUCUACUCGCUCGCAGUGAUUGUUUCCAAAUAAAUUACUUUUUAUUCAUCUUUCGAACAGUAUAAGUUCCUUUAAUCGUACUUAACAAGCACAUCAGACAAAUUAUAUUUUUAUUUUGCUAAGUACGACGUACUUAUACAAUAGUUCGUCUCUGUUCGAUAUUUUUUUCAAAAUAUUUAAUCUAUAAAUUACUCAAUUAUGUAAAUUAUUAAUUUAUCAAUUUAUUAAUUUAAUAUAAAAAUUCAUUAAAUAUUGUGACUUCAAAUAUAAAUAAAUUUUUCAAAUUUCGAUGUUUCGCUCCAUUAAAAGUAAAUUACAACUGAAAAAUGAAAUUUAAUUAAUUUGGAAAUGAAUUUUUUUAUUAAUUUUUAAUUUUAGUAACAAUUUCAAAAUAAUGUCUAUUUAAUAUUGAAACAAUUUUUGAAUUAUUAAUUACAAAUUAAAAAUAAAAAAAAAGUGAAAAUUUAUUAUUUUUGUACUAAAUACAAAAUCACAAUAUUUAAAGAAUUUAGAAAAUUAUUAUUUAAUUAAUUAAUUGAAGACUUGCAUCAAGCGAGCAAGUAGUAGUUUUGUGGUCAGAUAUAUAUAUAUUAUAUAUAUUAAAAGAAAAAAGAAUUGAAACGAAAAGAAACUGUUAGAAUUUUGUAAACAUUUGUUUAGUGCGACGCUAAGCAAUAAGAAUAUUUCAAUAAUUCGUCUACAUUUUAAUAUUAAAGAAAAACAAACUUUUAUGAUGUAUUAUACAUAACACUGGGGGAAAAAAAAUAACUAAAAUGGAAUAUUUCCACUUGACUGAGACCUAAUGAAUAAUCGCCGUGAUUCAUCGUAAGCACCCACACGUCGCGUAAUAAAACUUUAUUCGAAAAAAAAAAUAGAAUAGCAAUAGUGAGUUAACUCUGCUUAUAUAAAAAAAAAAUUGUUAGUCUUGCAAAAUCCUCGCUGGUAAUGAGGAGAGCUUUUAGAGAAACGGUUCAUUCAUCUACGUUUUGAUGCACAAGUUUUGUAAAGGCCACCCCAUUUAUCGAUCUUUCGAGGCUUAAAUCCAUAACCCAGAUAAUUUAUGUUCUUUAUGAAAGAAAACAAAAAAAAGAAAAGUUGAAGAUAAUCGUUUCCAGUGAUAAUUAACGUCAUAUCAAUAUUGAUGAUUGAUUCAAAUCGUGAGACGACGAUAAAGUGUCUAGUCGAGAAAGAAGUGAAAAAAAAUUUUUUUUUCCCUGUAAAAACUGGGAAUUGGUUAAGCUCGAGUGAUUCUAAUUUCGAAUACAAAACUUAAUCAAAUUUGACAUCGUGUAAUACACGGUUUUUCAGAUUUUUUUACACAAAAAAAGAAAAAAAAAAAUUAAAACAAAAAAAAAUUUUGUAUUCUAUUUAUAAUGAUCGAAGUAUUCGGUGUGCCUCUUUUGUACAUGACCCAGUAAUAUUAUAUAAGAUUAUUAUUAUUCGACUUUCGAAAAAAAAAAAAAAACUACUUCUUAAUUAUUAAUAUUUUAUACGUUUCUUUUGUAUAUACAAUCGUACGGCUCUUCCAGUAUAUCUAUAUUUAUUUUUUACUUUGAGAAAAGAAAAAAAAAGAAGGCAAACUCUUAAACGAGCAAAGUGUAAAUCUACGUGAGGACAAAAAUCGUUUUUCUCUUUUUUUUUUGUUUUUUUUUUUUUAACUUAUUCCUUAACUGUAAGUUUAACAAUUUUAUUGUACAAAUAGGCUUUUUAUUCUUAUUCUUUGAUCAUUAAAUUGCAUGAUUUAAGAAUAAUUUUUUAAUUUAAAUCGCAAUUUUAGACUGUUUUUUUCUAUACUUUCUGUUAAUUUAGAUAGUUUGAUUGCAAUAAACUUAAGUAGGCAUUGUUUAAAGUUAGUUUUUAGUCUCAAAGUGACAAAAAGAGAGAAUUUCUUCUGAAACUUUUUUUUUGCACUUGAAAUGAAAUAAGCACAAUUCCUUUUUUUUUAUUUUAAGUCGCAUUGUGUAUUAUCUUCGAUUUUAACAAAUGAAAAAAAAAGCUUUUUUGCGCAUUGUCCAAGCGUUCAUAUGCACAUACGAGAAAUUUAACUUUUACACUCUUGUCGAAAUUAAAAAAAAAAAAAAUUUUUUCCCUAUGAUGUUCAAAAGGGAAUAAUUUAAAAAUUAAUUCAACAUUUUUCAAAUGGAUUUAAAUUUCAGAAUUAUAUAGAUUUUGCUCUAAAUUGACAAGAGUCGAUUGUUAAGUAACUCUGAAUUUAGAUGAUGAAGAAAAAAAAAAAAAAAAAAAAACCUUAAGUAUUACAUUUUUUCAACUGGAUUUUUUGAAAUUUGUCAUAUGAGAUAAAUUUCAAGAAUGAAAGUCGUUGAAAAUGAAAAAGCAGACCCGUUCGCAAGAACUGUUUAGUAUUAGACGCAUUUAUACAAAUAGAGCGAUGCUUUCGAAAAUAGGUAAUGAUUUCGAUGGACCUAACUGUGACUAUUAAGAGUGUUUGUUAUGAUAAAAAAAAAACUUUUUAAACACACGCGUAAAAAGAGAUGGUGACAAUUAUUCACCGGCGAUUCAAUGAAAAAAAAAAAAAAUGAAUUAUAGUAAUCGAGGCAAUAACGCUGUGUAAUGUAAUGACUAUAUCUAUGCAAAGCUGAUAAUAUAGAAGGGCCUGCGGUUACGAUUUUUUUUUUUUUAUAAAUGAUAGAAUAAGAAAUUUUUUACAUUUACUUUUUUUCAUAUUUUUUUAUAGUGAAUUUUAAAUAUCUUUUCUAAAUUCAAAGAGAUUUUUUUUUAGCGAAUUUUAAGACUUUUUCGGAGAUUUUUUUUUAAAGUAAACUAGGCAUUUUUAAUUUCAAAAUAAUUGUCAUCGGCCGUGGGUCCAUUUUUUAACAGAAAUGCACUUAGAAUUAUAAGAAUGCAGAAGAUCAGGUUAGAUAGAUCGCUUAUUAAGAUUAUCUUGUUACUUACUCAAUCAUCAUAGACUACGAUCGAGAAUCGCAGGAUAGAAAAUGUAAAUUCGCAUCUGUACUUUUUCCAAUGCUUCGACUCUUCCAGAAAAUAAAGUAAGAAAUUUUUUUUCGUUUUUUUUUUUUUUUUUUUGAAAAAAAAGGAAUAUUUUAGACUAAAAUCUUGUAGUUUAGAAAUUUUUUUUUACCAUUAUAAAUAAAUUAUAUUUAUUUAUGACGUGAUUUUUAAAUAAUAAUUAAUAUUCUCGAAAAAAAAAUUUUUCCCAGUGACCGUAAAAUUCGAGAAUUCAAUCUUUGUAGGAAUUUAGUUUUUUGUUUUGGAGGAGUCGAUAAAUGCUUACAAUAUUUUUCCUUAGGCAAUCUAUCAAAAUAAUUAAAAAAAAAAAAAGAAAAUUACUUUUGAAUUGACAAAAAUUAAUUGAAAUUAUGUAGUGUGUGAAAAUAAUGAACGCUUUGAUUAAUUAAAAUAAUUUGCUCUUUUUAAAAAAAAAAAAAUCACGAGAAUUUAAUUCUUCGAUUGAGAAUAAUUUCUCUGAUCAGCUUGAGCAAUUAACAAAAUUCUUUGUUGCUUUGUACUCUAUUUAUACAAAUAUAUAUAUGUUGGGAUUAAAGUUAUUAUUUAGAGAUAUUAGUUUAAUAAUAUUUAAUUGACAAACUUCGAUUUAGCCAAGCUCGAGUCUCAUAAAACAUAAUAAUAAUAAUUGAUCGAUUGUCUUCGGCGUGUGAUACCUUUUAAAUAUUGACAACUAAAGGUUGGAAUUUUAUCAAAAAACAAAAAAAAAAUUCUCAUGAUUGAAAAAAAAAAAAUGAUAAAUCUUUCGCUCCUCUGUAAAAAGUGGUGCGUUUUAUACUAAUGUUAAUUAAUAUCUGCGAGUAACAAUUUGAUAAACGUUUAUUCGUCUUUUGGCUUAACCAAUAAGUACAUACACCAGAAUGUCAGUGAAACAGUUGUAAAAUCUCAGAUAAUUUGUAAUUUUUUUUUAAUAAAUCACCAUAAAAUUAUGCUACUGAUCUGAAUUCAUAUUUUGAAUUUUCAGAAUAAAUUUAGUUUUUAACAACAAUGUUCCAAAUGUUAUCGUUUUAUUUAUACGAAAUCUUUUAAUUAAAUUUAAUUUUAAAAUAAGAAAGGCCUAGAACUUGCUAAUUUAAAAUCCGAAAAUUUAGUUUAGAGCAUUGUAUACAUACAUGUAAUUCGUAAGCUUUAUUUAUUAUUUAACUAUUUAAUUAUUUAAAUGUGAAUUAUAUUUAGAGUACUUUUAAAGUAUUUUAAUUGUAAAAUAUUUAAAGUAGUUUCAAAAAAAAAAUUUUUUUUUUUUUAAAUAAAACUACUUUGAAAAAAUUGUUAUUAUAAAUUAUUUUUAAGAGAAAAAACAUUCAUUUUUCGAGAUUUUUGUUUCUUAAAAUGUAAAAUUCAAAAUUCAUGAUAAAAUUCAAUACUUGAUUUCAGAUCAGAAAAUUUGAAAUGUGACUCGUUUUUUAUAACGAGAUAUAAAUAAUAAUAUUGAGACUUUUCAAUUUUCUUUUUAUCAAUUUAUCCAUAAAAAAAAAUCUCAUUUGAGACUUUACAUACUGAAUAUUUGAAAAAAAAAACACUGACAUGAAAAAUACACGCUAACUGUUGUUAAUUCAUGUUAAAACAAAAAUAAAAUAAAAUAAAAUAAAUGACAAUUUUCUAAUACUAAUAGCAUCUAAAGAUGUUUUACAUAAAUGAAAAAAAAGCAAUAUGGGCUGAUUGGGAAGACGUGAUUGAAAUAACGCCAUUUAAGUAUUUGGAUUUAGAAAUAAGUUUGUGAAAUUCAUAUGUGUUUCAUACGUUUAGCUAUGCUUAAGUGAACCGAUAAUAAACGCUAUAAGCAAGCGACAGUCAUGGCGAACACUUCAUUUCUCGAAUGCGUCUUGAAAAAUAUUUGUAUGUAAAUGAACGAAAAAGUAAUAAAAAAUAUACAUGCCACAUUGA
Leptopilina boulardi is the source of this 8542-nucleotide messenger RNA. It is a transcript of the gene ena, whose product is annotated as protein enabled. The record is from RefSeq and is a predicted model, not a curated record. The coding region runs from base 197 to 2101 and encodes 634 amino acids. Lineage: Eukaryota; Metazoa; Arthropoda; Insecta; Hymenoptera; Figitidae. Gene Ontology annotation, molecular function: SH3 domain binding. The transcript is spliced from 8 exons.